Molecule: messenger RNA, 1776 nt
Organism: Vigna angularis (adzuki bean)
Lineage: Eukaryota; Viridiplantae; Streptophyta; Magnoliopsida; Fabales; Fabaceae
Product: pectinesterase
Exons: 2
Coding region: 73-1674 (533 amino acids)
Biological process (GO): cell wall modification
Molecular function (GO): pectinesterase activity; pectinesterase inhibitor activity
Source: RefSeq, a predicted model, not a curated record
UACCUGUUGUGAAAGUACUACAAUUCUCAUACAUACAACUCUCAUUGUUAAUUUCUUCAAUCUCCACCAGAAAUGGAAACCCUUAUUGCAAAAAUAAGCAUCACACUCCUCCUAUUCAUGUUUUCAAUCUUCUCAGUAGCCUCAUCAAGAACAGCACCAGCUUCAUCCAGCAACAUAGAUUGGUGGUGCAACCUAACUCCACACCCCGUGCCAUGCAAAUACUACAUCACCGCCACUCAAACGAAGAGCCACCGUUUCACAUUGAUCAAGCACAGAACUAUCUUCCGAGGAAUGCUCGUUGAACAUGCCCUAAACCAGGCUCUCAUCAUGCAGAAAGAAGCACUUCACUCUGAUCAAACCAGCAUGCCAACAAAGAAUCACAGAACCGUGCACGGUGAUUGCGUGAAGCUCUAUGGAAAAACCAUCUUCCACCUCAAUCGCACCCUCGAGUGCUUCCACGGGAACAAGAACUGCUCCUCGGUUGAUGCACAGACAUGGCUCAGCACUGCCCUCACUAACAUUCAAACGUGUCAAGAUGGAAAAAUCGAACUUGGUGUUGAAGAUUCCAACAACAACAACAAUGUGACUGAGAUGAUAAGGAACAGCUUGGCCAUCAACAUGGACUUCAUGAAACACGAUCAUCACACGGAAACGGCUCACGAAGAAGCGUUUCCAAGUUGGUUUUCAAAGCCAGAGAGGAAACUGUUGCAGUCCAGAACGAUAAAGGCUCAGGCAGUGGUGGCAAAAGAUGGUUCUGGGGAUUUCAGAACCGUGCAAGAUGCUCUCAAUUCUGCUGCAAACAGGAAGGUGAAGACGAGGUUUGUGAUACAUGUGAAGAAAGGGGUUUACAAGGAGAAUAUCGAGGUUGCUGUGCACAAUGACAACAUCAUGCUGGUUGGUGAUGGAAUCAGAAACACUGUAAUCACGAGUAGCAGAAGUGUUCAACAGGGUUACACCACUUAUAGCUCUGCAACUGCUGGCAUAGAUGGUCUCCACUUCAUCGCAAGGGACAUCACCUUCCAAAACACCGCCGGAGCUCAAAAGGGUCAAGCGGUGGCGCUCCGGUCAGCCUCCGAUCUCUCCGUCUUCUACCGGUGCGCCAUCAUGGGCUUCCAAGACACGCUCAUGGCCCAUGCACAGCGCCAAUUUUACAGGCAAUGCUACAUCUACGGCACCGUUGACUUCAUAUUUGGCAAUGCAGCAGUGGUGUUGCAAAACUGUUACAUUUACGCCAGAAAACCCUUAGAGGGCCAAGCCAACAUGAUCACGGCCCAAGGCCGAGGUGACCCGUUUCAGAACACUGGGAUUUCAAUCCACAAUUCUCAAAUUCGGGCUGCCCCAGACCUCAGGCCCGUUGUUGACAAAUACAACACCUUCUUGGGUAGGCCUUGGCAACAAUACUCCAGAGUUGUGGUCAUGAAAACUUUCAUGGACACCUUGGUGAGCCCAUUGGGCUGGUCCCCAUGGGGUGAUUCUAAUUUUGCCCAAGACACACUUUAUUAUGGUGAAUAUCAAAACUAUGGGCCCGGUGCAUCUACAACCAAUAGAGUGAAAUGGCCCGGGUUUCAUGUGAUCACAAGCCCUGCUGAAGCGUCUCAAUUUACCGUCACACGCCUCCUUGCAGGCCCAACAUGGUUGGGCUCCACAACUGUGCCAUUUACCUCUGGGCUUUGAGCCUUUGCUAGUUCAAACUAAGUUUUCACAUGUUGUAGUUUGUGUAAAAACGCAUAUUGUUGAUAUUCUUUCGUACGCUGUUUAUACUGUUAUUUAUUAUUG